Messenger RNA from Protopterus annectens (West African lungfish), 2296 nucleotides. RefSeq names its product zinc finger protein 883-like. The coding region runs from base 159 to 2132 and encodes 657 amino acids. Gene Ontology annotation, molecular function: DNA-binding transcription repressor activity, RNA polymerase II-specific. Gene Ontology annotation, biological process: negative regulation of transcription by RNA polymerase II. The record is from RefSeq and is a predicted model, not a curated record. NCBI's taxonomy places the organism in Eukaryota, Metazoa, Chordata, Ceratodontiformes, Protopteridae. The transcript has 4 exons.
GGAGGAAAAUAAUGGUGGUGGCUUUGUUGGAUUAUUAUAAAAGUGAUCUGAUUUGUGAGGUUAUCCAUUGUUGCUAGGGUUUCAGUCUUUUAUUUUCCUACAUGACUGAUGUGAGUUCCUGAACAGUUUGAUUUGUACAACUAAAGGGUGAAACAAUCAUGAAGCUGGAGGUGCCAGAAGACCUUGAAGAUGUUGCUGUGAAGUUUUCAAGUGAGGAGUGGAAGAUACUGAGUAAAGAAGAGAAAGAUUUGUACAGAGAAGUGAUGGUGCUAAACUUUGAGAAUAUGAUUUCUGUAGGUUACAACAUCCCAUUGGAGCACCUGUUGUUACUAAUUGAGAGAGAUGAGGAAGUCCCAUGUGACGAUACUGAGCGAGGAAAGUUGAUGCAACAGCAGGAGUUUCCUGAUCGCACUGCUGGAAUCUACAGGAAUGCCAGUUUCAGUGAACUUCCAAGUCAACUGUCAUUGCUUGGGAAGAACGAUAAUUCUGAAUGUGACAGAGCUUUGUCAGAUAAGUUGUCGGUCACAGUACAACAUGGCCAUGUACAGACUGAAAACAAACUCCAUACCCAUGUCAAAAGUGAUCUGCUUAACACAAAAAGUGGCCUGCAUCUAGGAAUUCAUGUUGACGAAAAUCCAUGGAAGAGGCUUGAACAGCGCAACACAUUCGUACUACCUAAUGAUCCGUUAGCCUACAGCUGGAAAAGACAAAUUAAUACCUUGGCAUCACAUGACCAAAUCAGUGGAAAAAAAUUAUGUAAAUACACAAUUUAUGACAAGUGUCUUCCUGGCAAAAACAAUUUAGCAGUGCAUCAGAGAACUCAGAACAGAUGGCAAAAGGGAAAGUUUGUAUGCACUACAUGUGGCAAAACUUUUAUGCGUAAUAAAUAUCUGGUAGCACAUCAAGCAGUUCACACUAAGCAGAAACCUUAUAAAUGUACAAAAUGUGACAAGAGUUUUUCACUAAAGGGAAACCUGGUACAGCAUCAGUCUGUCCACAAUGAGCUAAAACCGUAUACAUGUCCUGUAUGUGGCAAGGGGUAUACACAAAAGGCAAACAUGUUACUGCACCAACAUGUUCACACUGGACAGAAGCCUUAUAAAUGCACCAUGUGUGAAAAAAGCUUUGUGCAUAAGGCUAGUUUGGUGACACAUUAUUUAGACCACAGUGGGCUCCAGCCAUAUAAAUGUGUCAUUUGUGAUAAGAGAUUUAAAGACGAGAGUAAUCUGGCAUGUCAUCAGGUUAGCCACAGUGGACAUAAACCCUAUAAAUGUGUUACAUGUGACAAGGGAUUUGUGCACAAGACAAAUCUGAUAGCACACAGGAGUGUCCACAGUGGGCAAAAACCAUAUAAAUGUGCCACAUGUGGCAAAGGUUUUAGACGGAAGUCUGGCAUGGUAAUACAUCAGUAUGUCCAUACUACAGAUAAGCCCUAUAAAUGUGAUACUUGUGACAAGAGUUUUGCAGAUAGGAUAAGUCUGGCAGCACAUCAGAGUAUUCAUAGUGGGCAAAAACCGUAUAAAUGUGCCAUAUGUGGCAAGGGUUUUACAAGGCCUUAUAGCAUGAUAAAACACCAAAAUGUGCACACAGGACAGAAACUUUAUAAAUGCACCAUGUGUGACAAGACUUUUUCAGAUAAGACAUGUUUAACUUCACAUCAAAGUAUCCACUACCAUCCAAACAUGGCACCAUAUAAAUGCACCAAAUGCAGUAAGCACUUUUCAUGUAGCAAUACUUUGAGGCACCAUCAAACUACACACACAAGGGAGAAGCUGUACAAAUGUCCUGUAUGCAGUAAAUGCUUUUCAAGCAGUAGUAGUAUGAUACGUCAUCAGUCCAUUCACACAAAAGUAAAACCACAUAAAUGUCCUGAAUGUGGUAAGUGUUUUUCACACAACAGUGAUUUAAUGCGGCAUCAGGCCAUUCACACAGGAUUAAAACCAUAUAAAUGUCCUAAAUGCAGUAGGUGUUUUUCACAGAGCAGUCCUUUGAUACGCCAUCAGUCUGUUCAUACGGGGUUAAAACCACAUAAAUGUCCUGAAUGUGGUAAGUGUUUUUCACAUAGCAGUGACAUGAGGCGCCAUCAGAACCGUAAACACAAGACAGAACUUCAUCAAAUCCAAACAGAAUGAAAGUUCUAAAGCAUGAAGAGAAGAAACCUAAGAUGACAUCUUUGAUUAGUCCGGCAGAAACAUUUUUGGCAUGAACUAGGAAUGGAAAUGAAGACAGAAAUAGACAAUAACCCUACACCAACUGAAAGUGGCAAAGAAAAAAAGAAGAAUAUAAAGAAAAGAAA